UCACAGAGAAAGGACGAUACUAUUUGGGCGGUGCGGUUGGUGGUCGUCGCAAUGCAAUAACAUUCAAUAUGGAGUACAUAAUACUGUGAUUCUUAUAUUUCGGCUACUACAAAUAGAUAAGUAUCCAUUAACUGUCUAGUCAUUCCAUCAUUUAGUGAAUCUGUUUCGGAAUUCUUUAGAGUGCGUAGGCUAUGUAUUUGAUGUUCAUAAAUUGAUGCAUUGUUACAGGAGAGGCGUUGUUCUGAUAGCAAUUUGGUGCGGUGACAGUUAAACUGUUGUAACAUUUAGAUACGUAUUAAUGUAGCAAUAUUUCAAAUGAUGAAUGUUAUCCUCGCAACAAACGCAACAGCGUGUGGUGGCGAUUCUAAUUUGUAUACAAGCCUGGUAGUGGUUAGAGCGCUAUUGAACGUUUUGUAGAAUACUCGGUUACUAGGUGAAAGGUUAGGGACAUUGCUCUCAAAUAGUUCGUCGUCGGGUCUUGUAUGAUCAUAGGAUGCGCAAUGCAGCGAGUGCCUCUUUGUCUCUGGGAUCGCUGGGUCUGCUGCGUCUCUUCGGGGUCCCCUGGUCCUGGAGCUUAGCAGCAGGCUUCGGGGUCUUUCUGGGCACAGGUGGUUGGAAGUACCUCUACAUCGUAGUCCGUACUGCCAAAAGAGACCUAAAUGGCCUUUACGUGUUGUUACGAGUCAAGAUAGCCUUGUGGCACCACCUACGGCGCAACAGCAAUAUCCCCUCCAUCUUUGCCCAGACGGUGAAGCAGCACCCAAAUAAACCCGCCCUCAUCUACGAUGCCACAGGAGAGACGUGGACCUUCACCCAGCUGGACCUGCUGUCUAACGCUGUGGCCCAAUGGGCUCUGGCCCAGGGCUGGGCCCCGGGGGAUGUGGUAGCCCUCUUCAUGGAGAGCCGACCCUUGCAGGUGGCCCUCUGGCUGGGCCUGGCCAAGGUGGGGGUGGAGGCAGCACUCAUCAACUUCAACCUGCGGAGGGAUGCUCUCCUGCACUGUGUUGGAGUGUCUGUGUCCAGAGGGAUCGUGUUCGGAGCCGAGCUGGCUGAUGCCAUGUUGGAGGUGAGCUCAUCCCUGAGCCCGUCGAUGGUGCGGUUUUGUACAGGAGAGCUCAGUGUAGACUGUCUUGCCUCCCUGGCUGCCCAGAAUCUGGACUAUAUCCUGGCCUCUGCCCCUACACUGCCCCCUCCUCCCUGCAUCCCACCCAAGAGCUUCAAUGAUCGUCUGUUCUAUAUAUACACCUCAGGCACCACAGGACUCCCUAAAGCUGCCAUAGUGGUGCACAGUCGGUAUUACCGUAUUGCUGCUUUUGGCUACCAUGCUUUCCGCAUGCGCCAGGAUGACAUCAUCUACGACUGCCUUCCCCUCUACCACUCUGCAGGUAAUAUCAUGGGUGUAGGCCAGUGUCUCAUCAAUGGACUCACUGUGGUGGUGAAGAAGAAAUUCUCAGCCAGUCGCUUCUGGGAAGAUUGCAUCAAGCACAACUGCACUGUGGUGCAGUACAUAGGGGAGAUCUGUCGCUACCUGCUGUCUCAGCCGGUGCGGCCUUCUGAGAAGGGUCAUCGGGUUCGCCUGGCAGUGGGGAAUGGGCUGCGUCCUAGUGUCUGGGAGGCCUUCACCGAGCGCUUUGGUGUGGCUCAGGUAGGGGAGUUCUACGGAGCCACCGAAUGCAACUGUAGCAUCGCCAACAUGGACGGCAAGGUGGGAGCUUGUGGGUUCAACAGCCGCAUCCUGCCCAAUGUGUACCCAAUCCGCCUCAUGAAAGUGGAUGAGGAGACCACGGAGCUGGUGAGGGACAGGCACGGCCUGUGUGUGCCCUGCCGUCCUGGGGAGCCAGGGCUGCUGGUGGGAAGGAUCAACCAACAGGACCCGCUACGGAGGUUUGAUGGCUACGCCAACCAGGAUGCCACCAGGAAGAAGAUCGCCAACAAUGUCUUCAAGAAAAAUGACUCGGCAUAUCUGUCAGGGGAUGUGUUGGUGAUGGAUGAGCUGGGCUACAUGUACUUCCGGGACCGCAGUGGAGACACGUUCCGCUGGAGAGGAGAGAACGUCUCCACCACCGAGGUGGAGGGAACACUGAGUGGUCUGCUGGGCCAGGCCGAUGUGGCUGUGUAUGGGGUAGCUGUACCAGAUGUGGAAGGGAAGGCAGGGAUGGCUGCCAUUGCAGACCCAACAGGGACAUUUGACUGUGAUGCGUUCCUGCGAGUGGUCCAACAGGCCCUUCCCCCUUACGCCCGUCCCGUGUUCCUACGCAUCUCCCCACAAGUAGACACCACAGGUACCUUUAAAAUCCAGAAGACCCGGUUGCAGAGGGAGGGAUACGAUCCGCGCUUAUCAACCGACCAGAUUUACUUUUUGAACUCCAGAGCAGGGCGUUAUGAGGCUGUGAAUGAGGAGCUACACAGUGCUAUAGUGGAGGGUAGAAUGGCUCUAUGAGAUGGACUAUUUUAAGCUGGGUUUACACAACACGUUUAUGAGGCUGCUUUGAGCCACAGCUUGUUGUAGCUAUGUUAAAUCUAAUCACAUAACUGUUUUCGCGAGACACGGUGGUAUGGACAAUCCUCACGACCAAGUGAGGAAUCUUGUAGUGUGUGACCCCUGUCUAUGCCACAUGGUUUAGUGUGUGAGCCCUGUCUGUGCCACAUGGUUUAGUGUGUGACCCCUGUCUGUGCCACAUGGUUUAGUGUGGCACCACUACGUUGGCAAGACAACAAAAUACUACAGGAAAGAUGGUCGUUUAGUGCGAGAGGCUCAGCCAUGUUAGGAUUUUGAAAGUCAUGUAGUGCACACCGGCUUUAGGAAAGUGACUGUCAAGGUGUCAGAUACUGGAGACUGUGAUAUGCUGGAGUGGAAAGCCUUAUUGUGCCGUUAUAAUGCAUUGUAAGACUUGUCAUAAGCAUGCAUGACCCCUUAUAAUGUCUUAUCAACUCAUAAUGAUCCUGUCUCAACUUGAUAUUUUCAUACGUUGUGAAAAAUAACAUAGUAUUAUAAAGGCUCAUCUGUGCUUAGAACACGUUAUAAAGCAGUACACCUGCAGGCUUUAAGUAGUGUUAUUACUGAAGUCUCCAUGUAUUAGUGUUUCUCCCUGGAUCUAGUCUAGAUCAGGGGACUGAAGGGCUACUGAUCAAUCAAUAGGGAAACCUUACUGUUCCAAAACCAUGUGUUAACACUAUCAAUAACGUACAAGGACAAGGUUGGAUGAGGGCUUUUUUCCCCCUUUUCAUUCCCCCUUCAUUUGUGUUGUUUCUUAGUUUAGCCAAAUGAAAACGUUCAAGCCUUCAACACUACAAUGCACAUAGAGUAUAGCAAGUUUUCACAUGAAACCAGGAUGUCUGUUACAAUGACAGCGUUUGUCUGUUUGUUACAAUGAGAGUGUAAAGGAAAUGAGAGCUGGGACUGAAUAGACCACAGUCGUUGAGAUACCAGUCUCUUGAAAAUUGUGUUCCAGGCUAUUUGCUCCCAACCUUGUAAUAGUAGUGUGCCACCAUGUACAUAACAAAAUACUGAACAGGUUUUUAGCAAUACUUGAGUGUCCAUGUUGGAUGAGGUGUUGCUACCUGUGUGUUAAUAGUAUGAUAGAACAUGCCACAGCUGAACAUGCCUCUUAUUCCGAACACUAACUGUAGGAGCUUCGAUUGCGAGAUGACAUUUUUUAAAUGUAAAACUAAACCUGAUUACGUAACAUGUUUGAAGUAAUGGAUGAUAUGCACUGACUGACCACUCAGGUUCACACACAUUGAUAUUAUGUGCCUUGUGGGAACCCUGUGGAAGCCCUGUGUGUCCUGGAACUAUUGGGGUUUUAUGCUUAACCUGACUAGGGAACUCCAAUACAUAAGAAAGAACAUUAUUUAAACAAUAUCUUCACAAUCUGUCAAUUAGUCAGAGAUCAUGGUUGCCCUAUCAUUAUGUAAUAAAGCAAUUUCUCAGAGUAAUAUUGUAGAUAGAAUUGAUUGGGAACAUUAUUCUAGCUCUCCAUUUUCAUACAUUUGUUUAGGUGUAACUCAAAAUAAAGGUUUGUAAAAGACA
Molecule: messenger RNA, 4030 nt
Organism: Oncorhynchus mykiss (rainbow trout)
Lineage: Eukaryota; Metazoa; Chordata; Actinopteri; Salmoniformes; Salmonidae
Product: long-chain fatty acid transport protein 1
Biological process (GO): medium-chain fatty acid transport; long-chain fatty acid metabolic process; long-chain fatty acid import into cell
Cellular component (GO): endoplasmic reticulum membrane; plasma membrane; mitochondrial inner membrane
Molecular function (GO): oleoyl-CoA ligase activity; long-chain fatty acid transmembrane transporter activity
Source: RefSeq, a predicted model, not a curated record